CCCACUCUGUCCAAGCUCUCAUCUUUUCUUCUGUUCUCUAUUUUGUUCGUACUUUCUUUCGUAGUCGUCUUUUCUGAAUCGUCUUCUUAAUUUCUACGUGUUGUCUUACUGGCGUUUUCUAGUCAUAUAGAAAGUACUCCGUUUCAAUCGAUCAGAAAACCGUCUACCCUAGCAGAGAGGAAGCAAACACUGAUCUUUCAGACGAGUGCAUAAUGCAGUGCAAAGUGGAAGAGUGUUGGACGGCUUUGGGGCAUCUACUCGCUUACAUGGAUGCUAGGUGGAGUAAAGAUACUUUGAAAGUUGUGCUUAGCAGGUUGACUGGAGGAUUGAAUGCAGAGGCAAGACAUCUUGUGUAUAGUGACUUAUAUUAUCUAGAUAAUAGGAGGUAUAAUAGCAUAGUUGGUGGAGUUGGAAAUGGGGUGGCACAACGUUUAAUUACGGCUGAGUAUACUGCUGAGGUUGAGAAGAUGAAGACUUGCAGGAAGAAAUUGUUGAAGCACCGAUUGAUAUCAGUGAAAACCAUGGGACAGAUGAACACUAUAGUGAAGCUGAAGAGAGAUUAUGAUUGGGAGAUAGCAGUGAUCAUUGACGUUGAAAAUAACAAUGAAGCAACAGAUUCAAUCCGUCAACUAGCGAACAACGCUGAGAUUCCAAUCAAGGAAGAGGAUCACAUCAUGGAUGAUUAUAUACCUGAGCUGCCACAACAGGUUUUUGAAAAUCCUGUUAUCACACAAGUUCAAGAACCGGCACUGCCAUGGCUGGAAUGGAUGAAAGAUAGGGCAAAUGCAGCUGAACAACUGUCUACCCAGGGUUACAAUACAGAAGCUGUGGAAGAAGAUGAAGAUAUAGAUUGGCAAGUUGAUCCCUGAUUGGGCGAGCUAUAAAACAAGGAAACAAGUUCAUCCCUGAUUUGGGCAAGUUCAUCCCGAAUUACUUUGUUUGUGCACUUUCUUCAUGGAACUAGCACAAUUCUAUUAUAGUUAUAGUUCAGUUUUGUGAUAGUGAGUUGUAUUGUGCGCCUUGGCAUGGAAUAGUUUUCACUUUGAUCUUGUAAUACGACGUUGCAUACCUCUGCAUAGAGGGUAUUACACUAGUUG
Messenger RNA from Rosa chinensis, 1097 nucleotides. RefSeq lists its product as uncharacterized. NCBI's taxonomy places the organism in Eukaryota, Viridiplantae, Streptophyta, Magnoliopsida, Rosales, Rosaceae. Bases 213 to 869 code for a protein of 218 amino acids. The record is from RefSeq and is a predicted model, not a curated record. The transcript has 2 exons.